CUAACCGUUGCUAAGUUACUUCGCGUUGUGGUAAAACCAUAGAUGUGAAGUAAUGGUUAGAUCGACAGCAGAAACUUCCUCCCUCUGGGCAAACGAAAAGUCAUAACAUUGUUCAGAAAUUUUAUGGAGAUACAUAACGAAUAACACCCUGUGAUAGUAUUACAAUAUUAGUAUUAUUCCGUAUUAAGUGAAACGCUUGUAUUAAAUAUUCUCUCUUAACUGUUGGCGUGUGUGGAUGUGGAUUAAAAACCUCGCGAGAUCUGAGUAACAACCUAUUGUGUUUGGGAAAUUCGAAUUAGUUUAUCAGAAGAAAGAACCUUGGAUAUCGUGUGAAUAUGCAGUUAACAGUAUGAAUGGCUUCCCAGACCACACUUGUUGGAUCAGUGCUGUCACUACAAGAUCAUUGUUUUUUCUAUCCAUCUUGUCGGAAGUGUUUGUCACGUUUGAUAGUAAAUAAAAACAGAUGCUACUGCAGAAAAUGUGGUUAUUCUUGUGAAGUACACAAUGUUUGUUACCGAUACAGGCUAUCCUUGGGAGCAGCAGAUAAAAAUGAGAUUUUUGGUGUCACAGUUUUUGGCAGCUGCUUGGAUCCUUACUUUGGUGUCACUGCAGGUUUUCUGCAAAGAUUUGUAGAAGAUUUAAAGAACAAUGCUGAAGAGGUUGACUGUGAUCGCCUACGCAGUUUGUUAGUUCGAGCAGUGGAGUACUGUUUUAUAGGAAGACAUUUUAUAUUUGGAGUUAAGUUGUCCCCAAGUCAAACCAAGGCAGACCCUUUAAAUUCAGAAACCACUUCACAGACUUUGUUCAACAGACAUGGAUAUAAUAGGCAGCUUAUUGCUUAUUAUUUUUCUGUGCCAAACACUUCUUUAUUUGGCUGCACUGUAAUGAGCUAUUUUAAGGAGCUCCUGCAAUCAUUUAAUGUUGGCCAUUUUAUCAGUGAUUCACAACUCCCAGGAACUUGCUCACAUACAUCAGAAAUAGACAGUUGCAACUCAUUUAACAGCUUAGGAAGCUAUUUGACAAUAUGUGGAGAGUCACAGGAAGCAUGCAGUCAUUUGAGUCAAUCUGAAGGACCUUUACAGCAGGCACAUGAAAUUAUCACUUCUUCAUUAGAAUGUCAUUGCAAAAUGAAGAUGGAUGGUACUAUUAUAAAUUGUUCACUCUGGGAUAAGAAAUCACCGCAGGUAAAUUCUAGCCUACAAAAAUACAAAUGCAACCACACAAGGUGCUGCCUUGAUUCAUGGUGUUCCUCUGGUUUGCAAGUGGUAGAUGAAGACUGCCAAAGAAAAAAGAAAAACGUUUUCAGCGUGUGUGAAAGAACUUCUGCUUGUUUUGCUGAGGAAAAAUUGCCUUUUUUAAGGGACAGCUUUGGACAGGAGAACUCUCUCAACAAAGAGAGGCUGGCUUUCAGACAAUCACCUUGUUUUAAAUCAAGUACAUUGGAAAGAUAUCAUGAAGCUACUGAAAAAAACAAAGAAUGUGAUUUGGAUGAUGCUCAAGAUAUUAUAAAGAUUAAAAGAAAAAAAAAUGAUAAUACUUUGUGGAAAUGGCGAAAUCUCUCUUUCUCAGAAAACAUCGAGUUUAUGAAUGAAUUUAAAAAGAAUGACAAGAUAUCAAAUGAGAGUACUGAAGUUAAAAACAUUAAUGAAUUUGUGGAUAUUAGAAAUACAGUCCCUACAAGUGAUCAUAUUACAAAAAGAUGCACAUUCCAGAAUAUGACUAACUGUGGUAAUGUUAAAUCUUUUCAACAACCAGUCACCAAUCCUUUCAGUGGCACAAGCAAAGAAAAUUAUGUAUCAACUGGAGACAAACAAAAAGGCAGCAGCAGUGUUAAAAUAUUGAGCACCGUCAAGCAUGUAAAUGAAAUGAAGAUACCCUUUUUAAAGAAGCAGCUACCCACAUUUAAUAGCUCUAAGAACUAUAAUGAUGGAAGUGUUUCUGACUGCACAAUCAAUGGGGUAUGUUUUAUAAACAAAUGCCAGACACCACAGGUCAUUUAUAAUAACUUAGAUAAUCUGUACAAUGCUUCAGCUGAUCUUUUUAGUAGUGUGGACAGUGCAUGCAUUAAAGAUGAAGAAGUGAAGUUGACAGAGUCAACAGAUUUAAAACCAGAAAACCGUUCUUUGUUUGUCAAUGAAAAUGCUUUAGCUGUUAAAAAUGAUGUAAGGCUUAAUUUUAAUUUUCUUCAGACACUACCCACCACUGUUAAAGAUAUGUUUCAUCAGGAAAUUGACAAAGAAAGUUGUGACUCUGAUCCAGAUUUGUGUGACUGGCAAAAUUUUGUUCCUUGUUCACAGUCAACUCCUGUUCUAAAGCAUGCCAGUUCUAAAAGAAAUUCCAUCGUUCACCUGUCAUUUGCAAGUUCUCAACUCAAGCUUGGAAAUCGCCCACAUAAAAGGAAAACUCUCAAAUAUCUCCCCGUGAAACAAAAUUUUCACUGGAAAAGUAAAAAAAAACUUCAGAAAAAGAAAAACUUGAUGAAUUCUUUUUUAACCAGACAUUCACAGACAUUUGAUAAUUCUGAAAGUUUCAGGGGUGACAAAGUGAAAAGUAAUGAAUUGUGCAAAAAACAACUUAAAAGAUAUGGCAAAAGAGCUGACAGUUCUGUCAUCACAUACAAUGAUAAUUCUACCGUUACUUUACAUAACAAUGAUAAACAUAAUCGGCAGAAUACUUCUGGAUACGUGUCUGAAGAUCUUUUUGGUGAAAGCUCAAAGACACCAUUCACCUAAAGACAGAAAUUAUUUCUUGCUGUUUAUUAAAAUUUAGAAAAUUAACAUUAUUAUAUCACAUAACAGUGAAAGUUGUCUUUAUAAUUGUUUAUGCUAUUUUAACAUAAUUAUUCUGACAUUAGUAUCAAGAAGAGCUAUACUUAAAAGAUGUAAUGGAAUCUUGAGCCUAUGUUUUAACUGAAUUAAUAAGGUAUUUUGAGGUAUGAAAAGAUUAACUUUGUUUCUGCUUGUUAAACUAAAGAAAAAUCAGUCUGGUUAAUACAGUUGUAUAAAGCUUAACAGUUGUACAUUUAUGUUUAUAUAAAUUAACUGCAAAUUUGUAUUUCAAUUACCUAUUUGUAUAUUGUAUAUCUGAAACAAAGUGGAAAAUUAUGAUAAAAGCAUUUCCUAAUUUAUUUCAUAAGGACUUCUCCUUUUUGGUGUUUAUAUAGUGCAGAUUACUGUGGUAACAGGCUGAGCUGAGAAAGCUAGCUUUGGUGGGAUUCCUAGGCACUACAGGGAUAUCUAAGAAAAGUAAAUCCUGAUUGUCCCAAACGGGGCCUGCUAUAUCUACCAUUUCAAUAAAAUGUAGUCGAUCAUCCUGUACUGUCUAACUCACACCCCUAUCACCAAACGCGACCCCAGCAUAGAAGCAUUUUACCUACAAGAAUGUUCUGUUACCUUCCAUGUCUCCUGAUGUGGAAGAGUAUGAAAAUGGAUACUGUCAAACACAAACUGUAAAUGUUUUGUUAGAUUGAGGAAUUGCACUCUAUUCACCUAUACUGCCUAGCGCAUAUGCUUACAGUGCUGCUGCUGCCGCCGCCACAUUAACAUUUGUAACUUCAUGAUCUCUUCUCCAUUUGCAUUAAACUGCUUCACCAGAGGUCGUUGUUAUCCCCUCUAUUCGGGAAGAACCAUGUCCACCAUAUUAGGAUCAGUUCCACCAAUCAAGGGCAAAGCAUUGCUUUUUCAUUCACUGCCAUGUAAAUAAUUUUGAAAGGCACUCACUGCUUCCCACAACUAAUUUUAUGGCAAAAUGGUGACCAUCGACAUUUGAAUAAACCCCUUUUAGAUAUUGAUACAUUUUACAGGAGACAACUGAUGUUCCAUUUAUUGAUUUGCUGUUGUGAAGAGCAUGGACAAAUUGGUUUCUACAAAUCAAUCUAGAGAAAGAGAUGUCAUUCUAUAAAUGAUGUAGAGAAAACAAUCCAAUCAUUUAUGCAGUAUUUAUUUAUAUUAAGAUGAUUGACUGGCACUAAGAAAAGAAGUCACAUCACUCCGGUUUUAGGAUUCAUUCUAAACUGCUACUUUUUGUUUUUUGAUGCCUUUAAUGGUUUGGCCCCUUCUUAUAUUGUUGACUUGCUCUGCCCCCAGUCAUCCACCAGGUCAUCAAGUCAGCUAUUAUUAAAUGUGCCUUGAUCCUAGUUAAAAUGCAAGUAGCUGCCCCAAGAUUGUGGAACCGGUUACUUCUCAAUAUUGAACCUGCUCCUUAUAUUAUGGUUUUUAUAAUCUAGACUCAAAACACACCUUUUUUAUUAGCUUUCAAAUCUAUCUAGAUGCAUCUUUUUCAUACUUUUGCUUUUUUGUCUGUGCUAAUGAUGAUAUGGUUUGUAACUUUGUUUUUCUUUUCCUCACGUUUUAUAUGCACGGCAGUUUGGUUAACACAAUGUCAUUUUUAAAUUUGCUUUAUUAAUAAAAAAAAAAAUGCUUGCUAAUACAUGAGAUCUGGCUUUCUCCCAGGCAAUGAGGUAAUAUUUCAGAUCCAAAAAGGCUGGUUCCUUCAACAAGGUCCAGUGAACUCAAGUUUGUCCACCACUCAGCAGGCACUGCACUCAAUCUUUAUCUUUUGGCUUGAGCACACACAACUUGUGAGCUGUAGCUAAGCCAAGCUGCUCUUCCAGUCACUACAAAUGUCUAUUAAUGUUAAUAUCUGAGCUUAACUACUGUAAGUAAAGAUGUGUGUCUUGUAUGAGAAGCUCGUUAAGGUAUUUGUAUAGAGAUUAUACAAAGUUGCAUGCAAAUUAUUAUUGCAUAUUAUCUGUAGUAUAUAUAACCUUCUCAAAACUGCCUAAUCUACUAGAAUGGUCAGAGCCUAUCCCAGCAUCACUGUGUGUAAGGCUGGAGCCAGUGCUAGAAGGCUGUUCUCACACACAUAUACACACAUAGCAUUUCCAAAAAACCUAACAAUGUUUUGGGGGUACUGUAUACAAAAAAAGAGCAAUAUUACCAUAUGUUUAUAAAAUACUUACUCUUAAUAAAUUAAUUGAAAAUUAAUUUAUAUUAAAGUCUAAAAGUCUUAAUAGAUUCUAAUGUGGAUCUGUUCUGCAUAGCUGGA
Polypterus senegalus (gray bichir) is the source of this 5046-nucleotide messenger RNA. RefSeq names its product DNA damage-induced apoptosis suppressor (gene ddias). Bases 354 to 2732 code for a protein of 792 amino acids. The transcript is spliced from 5 exons. Gene Ontology annotation, biological process: negative regulation of intrinsic apoptotic signaling pathway in response to DNA damage. Lineage: Eukaryota; Metazoa; Chordata; Cladistia; Polypteriformes; Polypteridae. The record is from RefSeq and is a predicted model, not a curated record. Gene Ontology annotation, cellular component: cytoplasm; nucleus.